CACAGAUAGAAAGCAAUGGACCCUUCCAGCAAUUUUGAGUUUCUCUUUUCUGCGGUGGCAAAUGGAAGCAUCCCUGUAUCAAAAUACCGUUCAAAGGUCACUGGUAUUUCUGUCUUUAUCGGACAAGUUGAAGGGCCUUUAGUAAAUGGUUAUUUUUGCUUGGCAACUGAAGCUCAUGACGACGAUGGUUUGCCCCAUACACUGGAACAUUUGGUUUUCAUGGGAAGUGAGCACCAUCCUUACAAGGGAGUGCUCGACUUACUGGCAAACCGAUGCUUGGCAUCUGGAACAAAUGCGUGGACGGACACGGACCACACCUGUUACACCAUGACUAACGCAGGAUCCGAGGGCUUUCUCAAACUGCUGCCUAUCUAUAUUGAACAUAUCCUGUACCCCACACUUAAGGAGAGUGGGUACAUCACUGAGGUUCACCAUGUAAACAGUGAGGGGGAAGACGCUGGGGUGGUUUACUGCGAGAUGCAGGCUCGUGAAAACACCGGAGAGAGUUUGUGUCACCUCAACAUGCUGCGUGCCAUGUACCCAGGGAAUUGUGGGUACAAGUCCGAGACGGGUGGCAUUAUGGCCAACCUCCGUGAUAGCACAUCGCAUGUGAAGGUCUGUAACUACCACCGUGACUUCUACCGGCCUGAUAAUCUGUGCCUGGUGAUAACGGGUCAGGUGACACCAGAACAAGUGUUUGAAGCUCUGAAACCAGUGGAAGACAUGAUCAAGUCCAAGGGUGACCUACCUCCAUUUACCCGUCCAUGGCAGUCAGAAGUGCCUCCACUAGAAAGCAAUGUGGAACAGGUGAUCGCAUACCCCUCAGAUGACGAGAAAUAUGGAAUGGUUUAUAUUGGCUGGAGGGGACCAAAAGCGAAGGAGCAGUACCGAAUGCUGAGUUUGGGGGUGCUUAUGCAGUACCUGUCGGAUUCUGCCAUCGCCCCAUUACAGAGGGAGUUAGUCGAAAUAGCUGACCCAUACUGCAGCAAGAUCCGUGACGCAAUGAUUGAAAACUCAGAAAGUUGUGUGUAUUUCCAGUUUCAAAACGUGCCACUAGAUAAACUCAAACUGAUUCAUCCAAAACUAGUGGAUAUCCUCCGUAACCUUGCAACAGGAAACGAACCAUUUGACAUGAAGAGAAUGAGCAACCUGAUUCAUCGUAGCAUGCUGGAGACUCUCAACAGCGUUGAAGAUUCUCCACAUGAUGCCAUGGCAUUUAUUCUCCUCAGUGACUUCCUUUAUGGAGACAACCAAGAAGAUCUGGAAAUGCGGGUGAAUUCCAUCGCCAACUACAAGAAGAUGAAGCUCGAACCAGAGACAUACUGGCGAGAAAUCCUAGAACAGUAUUUUGUGGACAAGCCAACCAUUGUGAUGAUCGGGGAACCCAGUAAAGAGUUGAUGGCGUCGCUGGGAAAAGCAGAGAAAGACAGAAUUGCUCAACAGCAGAAGAAUCUCGGUGAAUCUGGUCUCAAGGAAUUGGCAGAUGCUUUAGAAAAAGCUUCAGAUGAAAAUGAUAUAGAACCCCCAGAAGAUCUAGUGAAAAGUGUAUCGGUGCCAGAUGUCUCAAAAAUCAACUUCCAUCCAAUCAAAACAGCAGCAAAUUUUGACACAGAAAAAGCAAAGUUAAUUGAAAAUUUUCCAUUGGUGGACAUUCCUUUCAAGUUCCAGCUUGAUGACAUCCACACAAACUUUGUGAAGAUUUUUGCCUUGUUGGACUCAAACUCCAUUCCACAAGCCCUCCGCUACUAUCUUCCUUUGUUUUGUGAGCUUGUCACAGAAAGUCCAGUGAUGCGAGAUGGAGUGUUGGUAUCCCACGAAGAGGUGAUAGCCCAGCUAGAAGCCGAUACCCUGUCAGCGGAUUGUUCUGUUGGAGUCCAUGGCAGCAAGUUCUCCUGCGGCCAGAUUCCUUAUCUUGUCACAUUGUCUGUCAAAGUUGAAGAGGAGAAGUAUGCUACUGGUGUCAACUGGCUCAAGGAACUCCUCUUCCAGACUCAGUUCACAGCAGAACGAAUCAGCAUCAUUGCAAACAGAAUGACCAAUGACAUCGCUGCUUUCAAACGCAGUGGACAGAUGAUUACCAGGACAAUUAUGAGAGAUAUAAUAUUUUCUAGAGAUAGUAACCACUGUGUGGUUAGCAUGCUGCGUCAACAUAAGUUUCUAACGGAUCUUGCCAAAAAGGUGGAAGCUGAGCCGACCAAGGUUAUUGAGGAUCUCGAGUCUUUGCGUAAGAUGCUGACAGCUACAAACAACAUCAGGAUCCAUAUGUCUGCUAAUGUUCCCAAGUUGACUGAGAACACUGCACCCGAGUUGCCAUGGAAACAGUUUGUACAUACUGGAGAUGGUGAUAAUAAUCAAAGCCUGCUGAAGAAGAAGACGUGCGACGAAGUCCUGUCGUACACCGACAGUGUCUACAAGUGCGCCAUCGUAGCCGUGGGGUCGGUGGAGUCUGCCUACUUCAUCCAGGUGGUGCCGUGCAUCUCGGACUUCCUCCACCCGGACCUGCCCGCAGUCAUGGUCUUCAUACAGUACAUCACACAGCUUGAGGGACCCAUGUGGAGGCAGAUCAGGGGCCUGGGAUUGUCCUAUCACUACAGCAUGUACGUGAAACCAGAGACGGGUCUGUUGUAUUUCCUUCUUGCCCGGUCGACUCACGUCGUUGAUGCUUACAAAGAAGGAAGAGAGAUUGUCAUGGAUUUCUUCAACGGAACAACCAAAUUCACGGAGAUAGAGCUGGAAUCGGCUCGUAGCAGUCUGAUAUUUGAAAUUAUCGAUGAGGAGAAGACCGUCUCGGACACGUCGCUCGAAUCCCUGCUGGCCUACUUGAGAGGUCUUGAUCACAAAUAUAACAAGUAUCUGCUGAAGAAAGUAGCCAACGUGACACUGGCCGAUCUGAAAAGGGUUGGGUCUCAGUACAUUGCACCGCUGUUUGACCCGAGCAUAUUCCGGUGUGCUGCGGUGGUCAACCCGGCCAAGGUGGAUGAGACCGUCAAGGAGUUUAAAGAGUUGAAAGUCAAUCUGCAUGUUAUCUCUUCCCUAGAGGAUGGACCUCUCUGUGAACUCUGACUAGAAGAUAGGAAAGAGACACAUUCGAAAAAAAAGAAAUUCUGUUUCAUUUCCUGAAGAAAAAACAUUACCUACAUAUUAAACUGUGUGGUUUAUAACAAGCUAAAAGCAAUCUUUACGCAAGUUGUUUGUAAACGUGUAGCUAAAAGCUAUCUGUUGCAUAUUUCCAUUUAAAAUUAUUGUUGUUGGUAAUAAACCAAUGGCUAUCCAUUACAGAUUUGCAUUUCAAAUAAGUUAUUUUUAACAAGCUUAAAGCUGUUAAUCAUUUUGUUUUGGAAUUCUGUUCCAAUGUUGUUAUUUUUUUCAAAAAGUUAAAACAAUUUACCAAAGUUAUACAAAUUUGUAAAUGUUUUCAAUGAAGUUUGUUUUGAUACCUAUUUGUGAAUUUUUCUUGUUAUUAAAUGUUAUAAACUAAUUGAAGAUACAUUCAGCAAAUAAAUCUUAAGCAUUA
Gigantopelta aegis is the source of this 3514-nucleotide messenger RNA. RefSeq lists its product as uncharacterized. The coding region runs from base 16 to 3063 and encodes 1015 amino acids. The record is from RefSeq and is a predicted model, not a curated record. NCBI's taxonomy places the organism in Eukaryota, Metazoa, Mollusca, Gastropoda, Neomphalida, Peltospiridae. Gene Ontology annotation, molecular function: metal ion binding. The transcript has 23 exons. Gene Ontology annotation, biological process: proteolysis.